CCGGGGUGUAUUUUCAUUAAAGACGCUCUAGCGCGUUGUUAUAUUGAUAAUUCAUUUUGUUAUUUAAUUGUAUGUACACUUUUUAAAUAAUGGCUACUUUUGAUUUAGUUACUCAAGAAAUAUCUAAUGAAUAUUUGGAUUUUCUCGAUGAUGAGGAAGAUCAAGGAAUGUAUCACAGACGAGUGAAAGAUAUGAUAGACGGAAAAGGGGUUCGAUUACUUGUCAACAUUAAUGACUUGAGGAAAAAGAAGCCUCAAAGAGCAAAAAAUUUAUUGACAGCUGGUUCUGUUGAAUUAGGCGCAUUCCAAAUGGCCCUGAAGGAAUAUAUACACACAGUUGACCCUGCCUGUGAAAUUGAAGAUUUCUUUAUUGGUCUCGAAGGUAGCUUUGGUAGAAGGCAUGUAACACCUAGGACUUUAUCUUCAAGAUUUCUGAAUAAUCUUAUUUGUCUUGAAGGGAUUGCAACACAAUGUUCACUUGUGAAACCUAAACUGGUUACUAGUGUCCAUUAUUGUCCUGCAACAAGUAAAAUUUCAAAAAGAAAUUACACUGAUCUUACUUCACUGAAUCCGGUUGUGACUGCACCAAUGUAUCCAACACAGGACGAAGAAGGAAAUAUUUUGGAGACAGAAUUUGGACUUUCUAAGUACAAAGAUCAUCAGACAUUAAUCAUACAGGAGAUGCCUGAAAAAGCCCCUGCUGGUCAACUUCCUCGAUCAGUGGAUGUUAUCUGUGAUAAUGAUCUUGCUGAUAAGUGUAAGCCAGGUGACAGGGUGCAGAUUGUUGGUAUAUAUCGUUGUUUGCCUGAUAAGAGGGGAGGUUUCACUACUGGAGUAUUCAGAACUGUAUUGCUUGCUAAUAAUAUUUCAUUAUUGAAUAAAGAAACCAAGCUGGCUAUGUCUCGGAAAGAUGUUGCUAAUUGUAGGAAAUUCGCAAAGAAGAAAAAUAUAUUCGAGCUACUGAGUCGAUCUCUCGCUCCUUCUAUUCAUGGAAAUGAAUAUGUUAAAAAAGCUUUGUUGUGUAUGCUUCUUGGAGGUGUUGAAAAGGUGCUGCUCAACGGUUCAAGGCUGCGAGGAGAUAUAAAUAUUUUAUUGAUUGGUGACCCUAGUGUAGCCAAAUCACAACUUCUAAGGUAUGUGUUAUGCACUGCGCCAAGAGCUAUAGCUACCACUGGAAGAGGAUGCUCUGGCGUUGGUUUGACUGCUGCUGUAACCACUGAUCAAGAAACAGGAGAUAGGCGAUUGGAAGCAGGAGCUAUGGUUCUAGCUGAUAGAGGGAUAGUUUGUAUUGAUGAAUUUGACAAAAUGUCUGAUAUUGACCGUACCGCAAUUCACGAAGUGAUGGAACAGGGUAGAGUCACUAUCGCAAAGGCAGGCAUUCACGCUAGGCUCAAUGCUAGAUGUUCCGUAUUAGCAGCUGCAAAUCCCGUCUAUGGAAAGUAUGAUCAAUAUAGACCACCGAUGGAAAAUAUUGGUCUCCAAGAUUCUCUUUUAUCUCGAUUCGAUCUUCUCUUUGUUAUGUUAGACAUCAAGGACAAUGAAGCUGAUGCAAGGAUAUCUGAUCACGUGGUUAGGAUGCACAGAUAUAGGUCUCCUCAGGAACAAGAUGGGGAAAUACUUGCUAUUGAAACUACAGUUGACUACCUUACAACUAAUGCCCAAGAAGAAGAUCUUAGUAAUGAAGACACGCCUGUUUUUGAAAAAUACGAUCCUCUUUUACAUGGCAAUUCCAGAUCUAAAACAGAUAGAAUCUUCACAGUCAGAUUCAUGAGGAUGUAUUUGCAUAUUGCUAAAACACUGAAGCCUACUUUGACCGAUGAAGGUGCUGCAUUAAUUGCUGAAGAAUAUGCUAGGCUGAGAUCUCAAGAUGCCAUCGAAACUGGUGUUGCAAGGACUCAACCUGUAACAGUGAGGACGCUAGAGACUCUCAUUCGACUUGCCACCGCUCAUGCCAAAGCAAGGUUUAGUUGUAAUGUUGAAUUGGAGGAUGCUCAGGCAGCGAUAGAGUUAGUUCAGUAUGCAUACUUCAAAAAGGUACUGGAGAAAACUAAAAAGAGAAGGCGUCCCAGGAAGGAGGGCGAUGUUUCAGACUUAUCUGGUGAAGAAGACGAACAUGAUGAUGAUGAAAAUGAUGCAGAUGAAAACGCUGGUGAUGAUACUUCUCAACCUGUCAAAAAAAGGAAACCAUCUCCUGAUGAUACUGUGGCAACAGAACAGGAAGAGCCUAGUCAAGAAGUACAUUCAGAACCUAUGGAAACCGCACCUGAAGAAAGUGAUAUUUCUCCAGAAAGGCUGACAGUUUUUAGACAACAUGCUGCAACAGCUUUCCAAGAAGUUCGAGCUCAGAGUUGUAGACUCUCAGAUCUUGUGACUAAAAUCAACAGUAAGAUGGUAGAUAAAGAGUUCACUCAAAGUGAAGUAAAUAAAGCGAUUAGCAUUAUGUCCAGUGAAAAUCAAGUUAUGGUUUCAGAAGACGUUGUGUAUUUAAUUUAAAUGUUUAAUUUUAAUUGUAC
This is a messenger RNA of Nezara viridula (southern green stink bug), 2512 nucleotides long. The record is from the annotation of a GenBank genome assembly. Lineage: Eukaryota; Metazoa; Arthropoda; Insecta; Hemiptera; Pentatomidae.